UGAACGCCUCACACAUGGGCGGAAUUGUUGAAGUUGUCCUACAAAACAUCCGAUAGUCUCUCCGUUCCGGCGUCGACCGAUAAAGCAUGCAGGUGUCUCUGGCUAUGGGCUACUCCGGUGCGGUGCUGCUGCUGCUACUGCAGGGAUGUUGUACCGCUGCACGGGAAUGGGGGGCUUUAAAAAACGAUGCUACAGAAAGAAUACCUGAAUACACGGAUGAAACGCCGCCGGUGGAGCGUCAAACACAGACAGUCAACAAUAAUACUAUGAAUCGUCCAAAAAACUCCGGGCGGAUAUCGUCUGCUAACCCACCUACUUUUGCGGCGUCCGAGAUGACCUGCAAUGAACUGCGAUCUACCCGCUUCAUCACCGACGGCCUUUGCCGCAGUGCCAAGGCCGUGCGCGAGCUGGUGUGCUCAGGCCAGUGCCGGCCGCCCAACUCCAUCGGGGGCAAGUGGUGGCGGAGCAGCGCGUCCGACUACCGCUGCGUGCCCGCCCAUGCCCGCACCCAGCGCGUCCAGCUCCACUGCCCCAACGGUCAGACGCGGACCUACAAGAUCCGCGCGGUGACCUCCUGCAAAUGCAAGCGCUACACCCGCAACCACAACCAGACAGACGCCAAGGAGCCGGCCUCCGCGGUCCCCAAAACCAGGCGCAAUAAGAAGCAGCACACGCGGCAGAAUCAGGGGCGAAGCAGGAGCAAAACGCCCACACCCGCGCUGAGCAGCAACUCGUACUGAGGAGGAGAAGGAGGACGAGGAAGCAGAGGUGUUAUGCGAACUGCUACAAGAGAGACAUAGUUUGACUAGACAUGAAAGAGAAAGAGACAUACAUAUUCACACCCACACUCAUGCAUGCUCAAACACUUGCACAUGAGCACAGAUAUCCACAAACAGACAUUUUACAUUUUCACUCACCCACUCACUGAAAAACACAUGCACACACACACACACACACACACACACACACACAC
Alosa sapidissima (American shad) is the source of this 973-nucleotide messenger RNA. RefSeq names its product sclerostin (gene sost). Gene Ontology annotation, biological process: ossification; negative regulation of BMP signaling pathway; negative regulation of Wnt signaling pathway. NCBI's taxonomy places the organism in Eukaryota, Metazoa, Chordata, Actinopteri, Clupeiformes, Clupeidae. The record is from RefSeq and is a predicted model, not a curated record. Gene Ontology annotation, molecular function: BMP binding. The transcript has 2 exons. The coding region runs from base 87 to 740 and encodes 217 amino acids.